AUGUCUUCAAGUUACUACUAUCCACCUCCACCCUCAGACGGAAACGACGGAGCAAAAGCUGCAGCCAUGUCUUCCUCGCUCGACUCGGACGAAGUAAGAUCUGUAGCUAUUGUUUUGAGCUUAGUUAUAUUUUUAGUGAUUGGGGCAAUCUCUUGCUACUGCGGUAAGAAAAUGAGGAAGGCAAUAAUAUCAGAACUAAGAGCUGCAGUUGCUCCCCCAACACAGCCACCAUUAAAUGUAAUCCAAGUUUGGGAGGUUGAUGCCCCAACAAUGGAGAGAUUUCUUCGAGACCUAGCACAGGAGAAACCGGUGAGGUUCACUGCACAACAGCUCUGUUCUUUUACAAUUGGUAGAAGGAAAAAUACGAUAGUUGGAAGUACAGAUAGUCUCGAUUGGUUUCCCAAAAAGGUUUGGGAGGAAUACGAGAAAGGGGAGCUCACAGCACUAACAGAAGCAUAUGGAAUCAAGGAGAAAGAUCAAGCCAUGGCCGAGAAAAUGUUUAUGGUAGCCCUGUGGUGUGUUCAAGAUUCACCAGAGGCUAGGCCACCUAUGAGUGCUGUAGUGAAAAUGCUGGAGGGAGGGGUCGAAAUUAUGCCACCGCCUAAACCAUUCCAUUAUUUGUUUUCAGUCGGGGUGCAUGUGCUACCAAACAAUAGCGGGAGUGAUUCAACAUAUUCAACAAGUGAAACGAAUUCUAAUUGGUACAAGGAAACGACUCCAAUAAUUAAAAAGUAUGAGAUACAAAUGGCGAGUGCGUGA
Messenger RNA from Fraxinus pennsylvanica, 759 nucleotides. The record is from the annotation of a GenBank genome assembly. NCBI's taxonomy places the organism in Eukaryota, Viridiplantae, Streptophyta, Magnoliopsida, Lamiales, Oleaceae.